This is a messenger RNA of Lates calcarifer (barramundi perch), 1962 nucleotides long. RefSeq names its product DEAD (Asp-Glu-Ala-Asp) box polypeptide 55 (gene ddx55). Lineage: Eukaryota; Metazoa; Chordata; Actinopteri; Centropomidae. Gene Ontology annotation, molecular function: nucleic acid binding; ATP binding. Gene Ontology annotation, cellular component: nucleolus. The record is from RefSeq and is a predicted model, not a curated record.
CCUACCCGGCUUGUAAACAUCAGCGCACCCGGGAGAAGAAGCAGCGUGGAGCUCGAGCCCAGCAGCUUCUAACUUUGUCUGACAGCAGUGAUUCGUACUGGUUUGUUCCCAGUAUGGACAACACCACAGACAGCACGUGGGACAGUUUACCUGUUAAACUGAACGAGGGCAUUUUACAAACGCUCGAGGAGCUGAAAUUCACUCACAUGACACCUGUACAGUCUGCGUGUAUCCCGCUGUUCAUGAGCAACAAAGAUGUGGCUGCAGAGGCGGUGACCGGGAGCGGAAAGACUCUGGCUUUCGUCAUCCCCAUCAUCGAGCUGCUCCUGAAGAGAGAAGAGAAGCUGAAGAAGAUGCAGGUUGGUGCCCUGGUGAUCACCCCCACAAGAGAACUGGCCCUGCAGAUCAGUGAGGUGAUGGAGCAGUUUAUCCACAAGUUUCCACAGUUUACGCAGAUUUUACUGAUUGGUGGCACUAACCCGAUAGAGGAUGUGGAGAAGUUCAAGGAUCAAGGGGCAAACAUCGUGAUCGCGACGCCCGGCCGUCUGGAGGAUAUGUUCAGGAGGAAGGCGGAUGGUCUGGACUUGGCCAGCGCAGUCAGGAGUCUGGACGUGCUGGUUCUCGACGAGGCCGACAGGCUGCUGGACAUGGGCUUUGAGGCCAGUCUGAACACCAUCUUGAGCUACCUGCCUAAACAGAGACGUACAGGCCUGUUCUCAGCCACUCAGACACAGGAGCUGGAGAAGCUGGUGAGGGCCGGCCUCAGGAACCCCGUCCGGAUCACCGUCAAAGAGAAAGGCGUGGCCGCCACCGCCAUCCAGAAAACCCCCGCUCGACUUUCCAACUACUACACUAUUUGCAAAUCCGAGGACAAGUUCAACAACCUGGUGGCAUUUCUACGGCAACACAAGCACGAGAAGCAGCUGGUCUUCUUCAGCACGUGUGCGUGUGUGGAGUACUACGGUCGAGCUCUGGAGACGCUGGUGAAGAAGGUCACCGUCCACUGCAUCCACGGAAAGAUGAAACACAAACGCAACAAGAUCUUUGCCGACUUUCGGGCCCUGAAAAGUGGGAUCCUGGUGUGCACAGACGUCAUGGCCAGAGGCAUUGAUAUCCCUGAUGUGAACUGGGUGCUGCAGUAUGAUCCUCCCAGCAGUGCCAGUGCCUUUGUGCAUCGAUGUGGGCGAACAGCGCGCAUUGGUAACCAAGGCAACGCCCUCGUCUUUCUGCUGCCGAUGGAGGAAACAUACGUCAACUUCUUGUCCAUCAACCAGAAAUGCCCGCUCCAGAAGAUGCCCCCUAUAGGUGAUGUUGUGGAUGUGCUGCCCAAAGUGAAGGCCAUGUCUCUGGCAGACCGCGCCAUGUUUGACAGAGGCAUGAGGGCCUUCGUCUCGUACGUCCAGGCCUACGCCAAACACGAAUGUAGUCUCAUUUUCAGAAUCAAAGAUCUGGACUUUGCCUCGUUGGCCCGUGGCUUCGCCCUCCUCCGCCUGCCGAAGAUGCCUGAACUGAGAGGGAAAACGUUCCCUGAUUUCACGGAGACAACAGUGGACACAGAGACCAUCCGCUACAAGGACAAGAACAGGGAGAAACAGAGACGGAAGAUGCUGCAGGAGAAAGACAAGACUCCACUUCCCAAGAAGAAUUUCACAAAGAACAAAGCCUGGUCCAAACAGAAGAACAAGAAGGAACGCAGGAAAAAGAUGUCCGCCAAGAGGAAGCACGACGAGGGAUCUGACGUGGACGACGAAGACAUGAACGAGCUUUUAAAUGACACUCGCCUCCUCAAGAAACUAAAGAAAGGGCAAAUCAGCGAGGAGGACUUUGAGAAACAGAUAACAAGCGGACCAAAGUCAAAACACAAAACAGACGGACCAUCACACGGCAGCUCAGAUGAAGCCUGAUAAAUACAACAAAGCUGAGUUCAAAUAAAUCCAGAGCAACACCUCUGAUAUUUGUUUA